Drosophila willistoni is the source of this 705-nucleotide messenger RNA. Its product is annotated as gametocyte-specific factor 1 homolog. The transcript is spliced from 2 exons. Bases 109 to 615 code for a protein of 168 amino acids. The record is from RefSeq and is a predicted model, not a curated record. Lineage: Eukaryota; Metazoa; Arthropoda; Insecta; Diptera; Drosophilidae.
UAAAAUCUCAGUCGUUCAGGUGCUUUCGUCUCGACUACAACUGUGAAAAAAAAAGAAAAAAAAAAAGAAAAAGAAUUACGGAAAAAAAAGGCGGCACUCCUUACGGCAAUGUGUGGUUUUCGAAUUAAUAGUUUUGUUCAAUGUCCCUUUGACACAGUUCACCGUAUUUUGCCAACACGGUUAGUACUUCAUUUGAAUCGGUGUGCUCGCAAUUAUUCGGGACUCAAGAUGGUGCGAUGUCCUUUUGAUAUUACACAUGUCGUGAGAGUCUCCGAAAUGGAGGCUCACGUGGCUACGUGUCCAAGCCGGAAAAUAGAAGAAUUGGAGGUCGAUCAACUGCCACGCGCACCAGAUCCUUCGAAAAAGGAAACAUCUGAGAACUUAUGGGAUGACGAGCCUGAAGUUCCUGCCUAUGAUCCGUCACUUUAUUGCGCCGCAAACCCUGUGGUACGUACCCUUUAUGGUGCUACUGCUUCGGAACGUCGUGAAUUCCGGGAACAAGAACGCGCUCGUUUUCGUGCUUUCCGUAAGGCUUCUAAAUCAGCAGGAUCGCUUGAAAAUACCAAGUCCCAUGCAGCAGCCACUAACGAGGAUGAAGAGAUGGAUGAAAAGUAGGCAAACAACCUGGAAAACUUAUAAUGAUUGACAUCACUUGAGUUUCUUCAGUAAUAAAAUGCUCGCUGCUGUCUACAAGUAAAAAACCAA